This is a messenger RNA of Lampris incognitus (smalleye Pacific opah), 3450 nucleotides long. RefSeq names its product v-rel avian reticuloendotheliosis viral oncogene homolog B (gene relb). The transcript has 11 exons. Gene Ontology annotation, molecular function: DNA-binding transcription factor activity, RNA polymerase II-specific; RNA polymerase II cis-regulatory region sequence-specific DNA binding. The coding region runs from base 309 to 2105 and encodes 598 amino acids. The record is from RefSeq and is a predicted model, not a curated record. Gene Ontology annotation, cellular component: cytoplasm. Lineage: Eukaryota; Metazoa; Chordata; Actinopteri; Lampriformes; Lampridae. Gene Ontology annotation, biological process: non-canonical NF-kappaB signal transduction; canonical NF-kappaB signal transduction; response to cytokine.
CCCCGGACCGUCGCAUAAAUGUCUCCCAGUGCGGAACUGGAGAAAACAUCAGAGUCCGCCACACAUGGCAGCGGUCGCUUGAGCAGCCGCCAGAGCCACUCCGCCAGCGACUUGGACCAGCUCGGCGAUCCGAAUGAAACCGGAUCGUACCGUACUGGGCUAGGGGCCGGGAAAGACGACCGGGAGAAGAGACCGUGUCCCCCGGAGGAAUAAAGCGGGAUUAUCCAGCCAAAGAAAGAAAAAGAAAGCGGGACGUGGAAACCGGCGGCCUGUGCGCUUUAACGGCGAGCGAGGACGCCUCGUGCGCCAUGAGAAACAUGAACGUCUCCACCUCACCGGUCGAACAUACAGACUUGGACAUCAUCCAAGAAGUGAUCACGGAGGACAGCGAGCGGUUACAAACCCACUCCUGUUCCACCCUCCCCAGGCCUCCUCCUCCACCUCGCGACCUCCUGUGCUCUACUCAGAUCUACAGGAUGCUCGAUCAGGAGUCCUCCUCCUCGUCACAGCCGGUGCUGGUCUCAAGGGGUACUACUUCCCGGCCACCUUGCUCCUUCCAUCCAGCUGUGCAGCCGUCAUCCUACCCCAAGGCAAUGGCUUCGGCUCAGCCGUGCCGAGGAGCCUCCCACUCGGGUCCGACCCGGCGCGGCCGUGGCUCAUCGUGUCCGGCGACGCCCAAGAACCCCGCGGGUCCUUCGUCCCAGGCUCGGACAGACACAGAGCUGCUGGAGCGAAUUCUGGAGAAGCCCAAACUGGUGGUGGUGGAGGAGCCCAAGGAGAGAGGGAUGAGGUUUCGCUACGAGUGUGAGGGGCGGUCAGCCGGUAGUAUUCUGGGGUCAUCCAGCACAGAGAGCACCAAGACUCAACCUGCCAUAGAGAUUCAGGGUCCCAUUGAGCACAUAAAGAGGGUUACCGUCACGGUUUCCUUGGUGACCAAAGACAUUCCACACCGUCCGCACCCCCACUGCCUCGUGGGUAAAGACUGCCCUGAAGGUUCGGGGAUCUGCGUGGUCACCCUGAACCCUCACAGCAACAGACGUCACAGCUUCACCAACCUUGGCAUCCAGUGUGUGAGGAGGAAAGAGAUGGAUGCUUCACUUCAGAAGAGAAGAAGCCAAAACAUUGACCCUUUCAGAACCGACCACUUAAAGACCAUCGAAGACAUCGAUAUGAAUGUUGUUCGUCUGUGUUUCCAAUGUGAGCUAGAGUGGGACGACAGCAGGAAGGACGCACUCAACCCUGUGGUGUCCAGUCCCAUCUAUGAUAAGAAGGCCACAACGACAUCACAGCUCAAGAUCAGCUGUCUGAACCUCAGCAGAGGCUCCUGUAUUGGCAAGACUGAGAUCUACAUGUUAUGUGACAAAGUACAGAAAGAUGAUAUCGAGAUCAUCUUUAAGCGAGGGUCAUGGGAGGCGAAGGGCGAGUUUGCCCAAACUGACGUGCACCGACAGAUUGCCAUUGUGUUCAAGAGCCCGCCCUAUCAGGAACAGGACAUCGCUGAGGAAGUUGACGUCAGCGUCGUCCUCCGUCGCCUCUCAGACCGAAUGGACAGUGCACCUGUAACCUUCACUUACCUGCCCUCCAAUCCAGAUCCAUAUGAGGUGAAGAGGAAAAGAAAGAUGAAAAAAGACAUCAAUUUUGUGGAGAGAGCAUGUGUGGCAGCCCAAACUCCGUCAGCCGUAGAACCAUCCAUCCCACAGGCCUUUCAUUUCCCACUGCCUGAAAGCAUGCUGGUCCAAGACGAGAGGCUGCUGUCUGCCCAACCCAGUGCCUCCACUCUGGGGGAAAUGAAUUAUAAUGCCCCCAUGGACUCUAACCCCUACAACCAGAGCUACGACGCCGCUGACGAUCCGACUCUCCUCAACCAGCUGCUGGAUGCGCCCAUAAUACAGGCGGUGUUAUCUGACCCAAGCCUCACCAUGUCAGUAUUGUCUGGCUUUGACCAAGAUCCUGAUUAUCAAGGGCCAUAUCCACAAGACUUUACCCAGUAUAAUGAUUUGCAGUUUAACCAUCUGGUCAAUGAGAGCCAGAACUCGCAGUGUGAGCCUCUUCCACAGGAGAGCCCCUCUCACCUGGUUCAGGUAAAGACUGAAGAGAGCCUUUGAGGAUAGAUCAGAUAGUAAGUAAAACACAGCAGAGCAUUUUUCUUCAACACAACCAAUAACAGUGUGAGACUACCAACACGGGGAUCGCUAGUUCGAAUCCCCGUGUUGCCUCCGGCUCGGUCAGGCAUCCCUACAGACACAAUUGGCCAUGUCUGUGGGUGGGAAGCCGGAUGUGGGUAUGUGUCCUGGUUGCUGCACUAACGCCUCCUCUGGUCGGUCAGGGCACCUGUUUGGUGGGGAGGGUGAACUGGGGGGAAUAGCGUGAUCCUCCCACGCGCUACGUCCUCCAAGCGAAACUCCUCCCAGUCAGGUGAAAAGAUGCGGCUGGCGACUCCACAUGUAUCGGAGGACGCAUGUGGUAGUCUGCAGCCCUCCCCGGAUAGGCAGAGGGGGUGGAGCAGCGAUUGGGACAGCUCGGAAGAGUGGGGUAGUUGGCCAGAUACAAUUGGGGAGAAAGAGAGGGGGGGGGGUAAAAAAAGAAAAGAAAAAAGGACAAAGUGAACAACCCGUGUGGAGUGUAGUUUUUCUCUUUGACCCAUGGGUUUAGAAAGAGCACCUCUGUACUCUCCUUAGCCUUUUGGCGACCUCACUUCCCUUCCUUCCUGAAAGGUCUUGCUGGUCAAGGCUUCGCUGACCAAAAGCAUUCCAAAAUUGUGUGCCCCCGUCCUGACCCGGGCAUCUGUGAGCAAAAUGUUUUGUCCUCCUUAUGCUGCUAGUAUCAACCGUGAAAGCUUAAAGCCACAGAGGUUCACACUCGCACGGCACGUAGCCACUGACUGGAAACCAUGGACACUAAGAAGAGAAGCCGUGGACGUGCAUCUUGAAGCCAGAAACAGUCAGAUCUCUUUUUAUGUCAAGCCGUUUGUCAUAAUUAAUCAUUAGUGAGGAAAAAAACGAAAAAAGAAAAGUGAAAAUGUAUAGCAUCCUACAUAUGUACAGGUCACAUUUUCGAUGUUUGUUCAGUUCCACAUAUAAUCCUUGGAAAAGUAUGUCUUUCUGUAGAAGCCAAUGGCAAUAGUGAAGGGAUUUUAGAAAAUGUAAAAAAAGAAAAGAAAAAAAGAAAAGUGUCCUGUAUUUGUAUUGUACAGUUCUCGUCUGCUGUUUCCUAUUCGCUGACGAUGACGUCACCGCCCUUGGCCUUUGUUUUGACAUGUAUUCAAACUGCACGCUGCAGAAACCAGUCCUCGCGGUCGUUGCACCGUGUGCCCGAAGUGUCCUUUGUCCCGCGGCCGUGGGCGUCACUGCUGCGCUUAGCCAAUCAGAUGCACCGAUCAAGUGUCCUUGUCAAGUGUUUUUAGAGGAAAAAAUAAAUCAACCCAAUAUUUUGUUUUGUUUUUCUCACGAU